Molecule: messenger RNA, 1914 nt
Organism: Sclerotinia borealis F-4128
Lineage: Eukaryota; Fungi; Ascomycota; Leotiomycetes; Helotiales; Sclerotiniaceae
Source: the annotation of a GenBank genome assembly
AUGUCCAUGUACAAUCAUCGCGGUUUGGGUCCUGCCCCCGGUAGCGCUCGAUUAAAUGAAUUGUUGGAUGGCAUUCGCACUGAAUUCGACACUCAACAACGAGCAAGUGGAGAAUAUGAACAUAAUAUUGCACAACAAAUACAAGAGAUGCAAAUGGUUCGAGAAAAGGUCUAUCAAAUGGAACAAACACAUCUAGCUUUGAAGCAAAAAUAUGAUGAAGAGAUUCAACGACUUCACCGCGAACUUGAGGUUCGAGGAGGUGCCCCUCGUCCACCUGCCAUGGGCGGUCCACCACAACAUGCGGCUCCAUCCCAAGCACCGCCCUCGAUUGGACAUGGCCCAAGCAACCUCUUUGGAGGGAUAAUGGCUGGUCAAGCAUCCCAAGGAGGUCCAGGUCUUGCUCCUCCUCCACAACAACAACAGCAACAGCAACAGCAACAACAGCAGCAACAGCAACAACAGCAACAACAGCAACAGCAGCAACAACAACAACAACAACAGCAACAACAGCAACAACAACAACAACUACAACAACAAGAUGCGCAAGGUCCACUACCACCACACGCAAUGCCUCAACCUCAACCAACCCUUCAAGGACCUCCAAUACCUCAACAAGGUCCUUUCCAAGGUGGUUAUCCUCCACAAGGUCCCCCACAAAAUGGUCCAUAUGGUCCUCAGCCUCCUCAGUCAGCCGCUUCUCCUGGCCCAGGGAAAGGAGGCCCGCGCCAAAACCGUGGCCCCGGCGGCCCAGCAACUCCUCAAAUGCCACAACAAUUGCCAUAUAACGAUCCUAGACAAUCACCUCAAGUUGGUCACCCAUUAGCCGGUAUCCCUCGAGGACCUGCAUAUCCUGUAGGUAAUGUGGGAAAUGCAUUGGCAGAAUUGGAUCUGGAGCGCCUACCACCUCAAUACAAGAAAGUAGAGGCCGAUUGGUUUGCAAUCUUCAACCCAGAUGUUCCAAAGAUUCUUGAUGUUGAUCUUGUUCAUACUCUCAUUCACGAAUCCGUCGUUUGUUGUGUUCGUUUCAGUCAUGAUGGAAAAUUCGUGGCUACGGGUUGCAAUCGAUCUGCUCAAAUCUAUGAUGUUGUCACGGGAAAUAAGGUUUGCGUCCUUCAAGAUGACACUGUAGAUUCCGUGGGAGAUCUUUACAUUAGAAGUGUUUGCUUCAGUCCCGAUGGAAGAUACCUAGCUACUGGUGCAGAGGAUAAAUUGAUCCGAGUCUGGGAUAUUGCUUCACGAACAAUUAGAAAUACAUUCGCAGGACAUGAGCAAGAUAUUUACUCUUUAGAUUUCGCCCGUGAUGGUCGUACCAUUGCUUCCGGAAGUGGUGAUCGUACUGUUCGUCUCUGGGAUAUUGAAGCUAGUCAAAACAUUUUGACUCUUAGUAUCGAAGAUGGUGUGACCACGGUUGCUAUUUCACCAGAUACUAAAUAUGUUGCUGCCGGUUCUCUCGAUAAGAGCGUUCGUGUUUGGGAUGCUGCUACUGGAUACUUGGUCGAACGUCUUGAGGGUCCAGAUGGUCACAAGGACAGUGUUUACUCUGUCGCAUUCGCACCCAAUGGAAAAGAUCUUGUUUCAGGAAGUUUGGAUAAAACCAUUAAGAUGUGGGAGCUUGUCGCACCAAGAGGUGGUCACCCCAACACAGGUCCAAAGGGUGGAAGAUGUUUACGUACAUUUGAAGGGCACAAGGACUUUGUACUUUCCGUUGCUCUCACUCCAGAUGGAGCUUGGGUUCUUUCUGGAUCCAAGGAUAGAGGUGUUCAAUUCUGGGAUCCAAGAACGGGUAAUACUCAACUCAUGUUACAGGGUCAUAAGAAUUCUGUUAUUUCCGUGGCACCAAGUCCUUCGGGUGGUUCUUUCGCUACUGGUUCGGGUGAUAUGAGGGCGAGAAUUUGGAGUUAUAAGAAUAUCUAA